UAAGGAGAAUGAGAAGAUAAGGAACACAGGAUGUGGAAUCCCGGGGGAAGAAAUUUAGUGAAUCUGAAGCAUCUAGAGGCUACCAAGGCACUUUAGAGACUUCCCCCAUGGAGGGUUAAGCCACCAGCCUCACCUUGACCUUCCCUGCCGCCCACUAAAAGUGACCGGAAGAAGAGCUCGACUAUGACGACUCGGGACUACAAGUCCCGGCAUGCAUCUCUCCGCGUCUAUCGCAAAACCUUUCAACUUUAGGAUAAAAGGGCUUUUGGCAACCUUGAGCGUCGGGAACUGUAGUCGCCCCAGUUGGGGCUAGACGCUUGCCGUAGGGCACUCAUUGGCGCCCAGGGCACCACCCCCUUGCCUUCGCCUCACGUUGCUUCACCCGCACGCAUACAGGGCGCGUGCCUACGCCCUCCGCCCCCUCCCCGGGCCUAGGGCGCAGGCGCGCGCAAGCUCCCCGGCCCAGUAGGCUGGGGGUGGGGGGAGAAGGAGAAGGAGGGGAAGGGAGGGGAGGGUUGGGUGUCUACUCUGGUGAAUAGACGGCUGUGGGGCACAGAAACGUGAAGGCCUGGCUGCCGGGCAGGUGAACUCUGCACAGGGUCUAGGGCCCGCGGAAGGGUUCGGAACCGAGUCAGCGCGCCUUGCGAGCAGGAUACACGCCGCUGUGACCCGGAGGUCCUCUGGGGGCGAAACCCCGGCCUAGGCCCCGCGGAGAUGCCCAGCUGCGGUGCUUGUACUUGCGGCGCGGCUGCCGCCCGGCUCAUCACCUCUUCACUCGCCUCCGCGCAGAGAGGUAUUUCUGGUGGUCGCAUUCAUAUGUCAGUUUUAGGAAGGCUUGGGACAUUCGAAACUCAGAUUCUGCGAAGAGCUCCUCUUAGAUCGUUUACAGAAACACCAGCAUACUUUGCCUCAAAAGAUGGGAUAAGUAAAGAUGGUUCCGGAGAUGGAAAUAAGAAAUCAGCAAGUGAGGGAAGUAGUAAGAAAUCAGGCUCUGGGAAUUCUGGGAAAGGUGGAAACCAGCUGCGCUGUCCUAAAUGUGGCGACUUGUGCACACAUGUAGAGACCUUUGUAUCAUCCACCCGUUUUGUCAAGUGUGAAAAGUGUCAUCAUUUUUUUGUUGUGCUAUCUGAAGCAGACUCAAAGAAAAGCAUAAUUAAAGAACCUGAAUCAGCAGCAGAAGCUGUAAAAUUGGCAUUCCAACAGAAACCACCACCUCCCCCUAAGAAGAUUUAUAACUACCUCGACAAGUAUGUUGUUGGCCAGUCAUUUGCUAAGAAGGUGCUUUCAGUUGCUGUGUACAAUCAUUAUAAGAGAAUAUAUAAUAAUAUCCCAGCUAAUCUGAGACAGCAAGCAGAGGUUGAGAAGCAGACAUCAUUAACACCAAGAGAGUUAGAAAUAAGAAGACGGGAGGAUGAGUACAGAUUUACAAAAUUGCUUCAGAUUGCUGGAAUUAGCCCACAUGGUAAUGCUUUAGGAGCAUCAAUGCAGCAACAGGUAAAUCAACAAAUACCUCAGGAAAAACGAGGAGGUGAAGUAUUGGAUUCUUCUCAUGAUGACAUAAAACUUGAAAAAAGUAAUAUUUUGCUGCUUGGACCAACUGGGUCAGGUAAAACUCUGCUGGCACAAACCCUAGCUAAAUGCCUUGAUGUCCCUUUUGCUAUCUGUGACUGUACAACUUUGACUCAGGCUGGAUAUGUAGGCGAAGAUAUUGAAUCUGUGAUUGCCAAACUACUCCAAGACGCCAAUUAUAACGUGGAAAAAGCACAACAAGGAAUUGUCUUUCUGGAUGAAGUAGAUAAGAUUGGCAGUGUGCCAGGCAUUCAUCAGUUACGGGAUGUAGGUGGAGAAGGCGUUCAGCAAGGCUUAUUAAAACUACUAGAAGGCACAAUAGUCAAUGUUCCAGAAAAGAAUUCCCGAAAGCUCCGUGGAGAAACAGUUCAAGUUGAUACAACAAACAUCCUGUUUGUGGCAUCUGGUGCUUUCAAUGGUUUAGACAGAAUCAUCAGCAGGAGGAAAAAUGAAAAGUAUCUUGGAUUUGGAACACCAUCUAAUCUGGGAAAAGGCAGAAGGGCUGCAGCUGCUGCAGACCUUGCUAAUCGAAGUGGGGAAUCAAAUACUCACCAAGACAUUGAAGAAAAAGAUCGGUUAUUGCGUCAUGUGGAAGCCAGAGAUCUGAUUGAGUUUGGCAUGAUUCCUGAGUUUGUGGGACGGUUGCCUGUGGUGGUUCCAUUGCAUAGUCUAGAUGAGAAAACACUUGUACAAAUACUAACUGAGCCACGAAAUGCUGUUAUUCCUCAGUACCAGGCCUUAUUCAGCAUGGAUAAGUGUGAACUGAAUGUUACUGAGGAUGCUUUGAAAGCUAUAGCCAGAUUGGCACUAGAACGAAAAACAGGUGCACGAGGCCUUCGGUCCAUAAUGGAAAAGCUGUUACUAGAACCAAUGUUUGAAGUCCCUAAUUCUGAUAUCGUAUGUGUGGAGGUUGACAAAGAAGUAGUAGAAGGAAAAAAGGAACCAGGAUACAUCCGAGCUCCAACAAAAGAAUCCUCUGAAGAGGAGUAUGACUCUGGAGUUGAAGAAGAAGGAUGGCCCCGCCAAGCAGAUGCUGCAAACAGCUAAACUGUCAUAUUGCUGUCCUGUAUAUACAGCUUUUCCUUCUUUUGUUUAGGAUCAUAAUUGUCUCUACAGUCUGAUAUUAAAGGCAUUGGAUCUAUCUUGGAUAUCAUACAUGGUCAGAGAAGCCUUUAGGAUAAGAAUCAGAUCAUGUAUAUUAUUGUAACAUCACAUUGAUUUUACAGAGGAUGUUAUAUGGACUUUAAAUGACACAAUGUUUAGAGAUAAAAUGUACAUUAUUUUGGUUCAGUUUUAAAAAAAAAUAUGCUUUAACAAAAUUCUUAGGAAUUCUUUUAAGCAAUGCAGGUAUUGCGAUAACGUAGAUUUUACAAUAAUGUUACUCUACAAAUGGGAAAAUAAAUUCUUUAAAAUUGAAUAUUGAGAUACCAUUCUUUAGUGUUACCUUUUUUACCCACAUAUGUUUCUGAAAAUAUUGGAAUUUUAUUCAUCUUAAAAAUUGGACCAGGUAGGCCGGGCAUGGUGGCUCACGCCUGUAAUCCCAGCACUUUGGGAGGCCGAGGCGGGUGGAUCACGAGGUCAGGAGUUCAAGACCAGCCUGGCCAAGAUGGUGAAACCCCAGCUCUACUAAAAAUAUGAAAAAUUAGCUGGGCGCUGUGACAGGCACCUGUAAUCCCAGCUACUCGGGAGGCUGAGGCAGGAGAAUCGCUUGAACUCGGAGGGCAAAGGUUACAGUGAGCUGAGAUCGUGCCACUGCACUCCCGCCUGGGCGAAUCUUUUUUUUUUUUUUUUUUUGAGCGGUGUCUCAUGCUGUCCCAAGCUGGAGUGCAGUGGUACGAUCUUGGCUCACUGCAACCUGCGCCUCCCAGGUUCAAGCAAUUUUCCUGCCUCAGCCUUCUGAGUAGCUGGGAUUAUAGGCACGCACCACCACACCUGGCUAAUUUUUGUAUUUUUAGUAGAGACAGGGUUUCACCCUGUUGGCCAGGCUAGUCUCUAACUCCUGACCUUGUGAUCUGCUGGCCUCGGCCUCUCAAAGUGCUGGGAUUGCAGGCGUAAGCCACCACACCCGGCCUUAUUUACCAUCUUUAAUCCAUUUUAUUACUAUGGGUGAGUACAUGGAAUUGAAGUCUAGCUUAAAUCUUCAGAAAGUUAUAUAUCUAUUUUAUUUUAUUUUUUUGAGACAGAGUCUUGCUGUGUCACCCAGGCUGGAGUGCAGUGGCACAAUCUUGGCUCACUGCAACCUCUGACUCCCGGGUUCAAGCGAUUCUCAUGCCUCAGCCUCCUGAGUAGCUGGGACUACAGGCGUGCACCACCACACCUGGCUAAUUUUUUGUAUUUUUAGUAGAGACGGGGUUUCGCCAUGUUGCCCAGGCUGGGUCUCUCCUGAGCUCAGGCAAUCCGGCCACCUUGGCCUCUGAAAGUGCUAAGAUUACAGGCAUGAGCCGCCGCAUCCAGCCAGAAAGAUACAUAUCUAAUUCUAGAAAUAGCAUGCAGUAUCAGUCAUAGUAACAGCCAUGUGCUACCUAAAUAAAAUUUCUUGAUAUUGUGUAUUUAACCUGAAGUAUUGAGCUAGUUUUUUUGUUUUUUGAUGCUGAACAUUUUGGUCUAAUUCUUUGGCUUCUUAGAACAUUAAAGAAAAAUCUAUGUUUUGCUGUCAGCCAAAGUAAAUGUGUUCACACUAACAUAUAAGUUACUAACCUUCAUUAUACAGCAAAGCUAAAAAGUGGUGGGCUAUUUGGGGUCUUAAUGAAAAUUGUAUCAUUUAAUUCCAUAAAUAUUAAAAUAUUUGGGUAACUUUUAAGCUUUUUUUUCUUUCCUUCUAUAAUGGUGGUACAAGUUCUAUAUUCAUUCAGUUUAAUCUCAUUUGAAAUUGUUUAAAUCAGAGCAUAUGUAAAUAUUUGUUCUUUUUUUUUGGUUUAUAGACUCUUGAGCUUUCCUUUUACACAGUUUUUUUUAGGGAAAAACUGAAGCUAUUAGGAAAUUCUAAAUCUUGUUGAUGAAGAGUUGGGCUUUCUAUGAUAUAAUUAAUAAAAGGGAUGUAUGGUAUUUAUGGCUGGGUAGGAUCAGAAAUGCACUUUGUAUACAGAGUGUUAAGGCUGGUUGCUAUAGUAUGGAACAGAAACACCUCUCCUUGGUCUCCCUAGUAAUGGUUCAGGUUCUCCCCAGGAAGUCUUACAUAUUAUAACUUUGUUCAUUAUCUUUCCCUUAUAGCAUCAUUUUCCUUUUUGUAGAGUGGAAAUCAGACUAGCUGCUAAACAUAUUAAGGGUAAUCCUCCAGAAAUGGACUGGGAGGCAUUUUAGUCACAACAACUUACAUUUGGCUUUGGAAGUUGUUAACAAAGCAUAAUUGAUGUUUUUAAAUCAAACAUAAUUUGUAUCUUGGAACUUACAUUUUGACAUUUGAAUAAAACAAAAAGACUAAAUGAAA
Messenger RNA from Pongo pygmaeus (Bornean orangutan), 4996 nucleotides. RefSeq names its product caseinolytic mitochondrial matrix peptidase chaperone subunit X (gene CLPX). Lineage: Eukaryota; Metazoa; Chordata; Mammalia; Primates; Hominidae. Gene Ontology annotation, biological process: protein folding. The coding region runs from base 715 to 2616 and encodes 633 amino acids. The transcript is spliced from 14 exons. The record is from RefSeq and is a predicted model, not a curated record. Gene Ontology annotation, cellular component: mitochondrial matrix. Gene Ontology annotation, molecular function: ATP binding; ATP hydrolysis activity; protein dimerization activity.